AUGGCGCAAGAAAAUGCGGCCUUCUCACCGGGGCCGGAGGAGCCACCGCGGCGUCGCGGCCGCCAGCGCUACGUGGAGAAGGACGGCCGGUGCAACGUCCAGCAGGGCAACGUCCGCGAGACGUACCGCUACCUGACCGACCUGUUCACCACGCUCGUGGACCUGCAGUGGCGCCUCAGCCUCCUCUUCUUCGUGCUCGCCUACGCGCUCACCUGGCUGUUCUUCGGCGCCAUCUGGUGGCUGAUCGCCUACGGACGCGGGGACCUGGAGCACCUGGAGGACACGGCGUGGACGCCGUGCGUCAACAACCUCAAUGGUUUUGUGGCCGCCUUCCUCUUCUCCAUUGAGACCGAGACCACCAUCGGCUACGGGCACCGCGUCAUCACCGACCAGUGCCCCGAGGGCAUCGUGCUGCUGCUGCUGCAGGCCAUCCUCGGCUCCAUGGUGAACGCCUUCAUGGUGGGCUGCAUGUUCGUCAAGAUCUCACAGCCCAACAAGCGCGCCGCCACGCUCGUCUUCUCCUCUCACGCGGUGGUGUCCCUGCGCGACGGGCGCCUCUGCCUCAUGUUCCGUGUGGGCGACCUGCGCUCCUCGCACAUUGUGGAGGCGUCCAUCCGCGCCAAGCUCAUCCGCUCGCGCCAGACCCUGGAGGGCGAGUUCAUCCCGCUGCACCAGACSGAUCUCAGCGUGGGCUUCGAUACCGGUGACGAUCGCCUCUUCCUGGUCUCCCCUCUUGUCAUCAGCCAUGAGAUCGAUGCUGCCAGCCCCUUCUGGGAGGCGUCGCGACGUGCUAUGGAGAGAGACGACUUCGAGAUCGUGGUCAUCCUAGAGGGCAUGGUGGAAGCAACGGGAAUGACAUGCCAAGCUCGGAGCUCCUACCUGGUGGAUGAGGUGUUAUGGGGCCACCGCUUCACAUCAGUGCUGACCCUGGAGGAUGGCUUCUACGAGGUGGACUAUGCCAGCUUCCACCAGACUUUUGAAGUGCCCACGCCCUCAUGCAGUGCCCGGGAGCUGGCAGAGGCUGCAGCCCGCCUUGACGCCCAUCUCUACUGGUCUAUCCCCAGUCGGCUGGAUGAGAAGGUGGAGGAGGAGGGGGCAGGGGAAGGGGCAGGGGGGGAAGCUGAGGCUGACAAGGAACAGAAUGGCUGCCUUCCACCCCCAGAGAGUGAGUCUAAGGUGUGA
Urocitellus parryii (Arctic ground squirrel) is the source of this 1182-nucleotide messenger RNA. NCBI's taxonomy places the organism in Eukaryota, Metazoa, Chordata, Mammalia, Rodentia, Sciuridae. The record is from RefSeq and is a predicted model, not a curated record.